Aspergillus fijiensis CBS 313.89 is the source of this 2157-nucleotide messenger RNA. RefSeq lists its product as uncharacterized. Bases 1 to 2157 code for a protein of 718 amino acids. The record is from RefSeq and is a predicted model, not a curated record. NCBI's taxonomy places the organism in Eukaryota, Fungi, Ascomycota, Eurotiomycetes, Eurotiales, Aspergillaceae. The transcript has 2 exons.
AUGGCCCUCCAACUACCACGCAAAGAGAACAAAAACCAACAAGACGUGGAUCCCACGGAGUCCCUGACAAAGGCAUUAGCCAGUUUCAAGCAGGUUUUAAAAACUGAGCAACGGAAAAAGUUCGAAGAUAGCACGACAGUCCCUGAUGCGGGGAGUGUCCUGUUUUUCGUCGCCCAGCUUGAUGCUGAGAACGCGAGCAAGACCAGGCGAAGCAUCGCCCCUCGACUAUGUACCUUCCUGACUGCAACACAGCAGUUUGCGGGGGCUGUGGAAACAUUCGUCAGCUCCCAUCCGGAGACGGCGGCCUUGAUUUGGGGUGGAAUCAAAACCGCCAUAACCGUGGCCAGCAACGUCGCCUCUUAUUUUGACAAAGUCACCAACAUGAUCAAGGACAUCGGUAUUACCUGCCCGACCAUCCAACAAUUUGGCCAGCUUUACCAUGGACAUGUUGGUCUUCAGCGUUCAUUGUGUGACUACUAUUCCGUGAUAAUUGAGCUAUGCAGCAAGGUUAUUGAGGUUUCUCGCCGACCAGCAGCCAUUCGCACCUUCAUCUCGAUUUGGAAUCCCUUCGAAUCCGAAUUCAACCCGUGCUUGGAGCGACUGGCUUCAUCCAAGGACCAAGUGAUGUUACAGAUCUCUCUUGCCUCAGAAAUGGCUGCCCACGAGGCCAAGAUGUUGUUAGAAUAUGAGAGCAAGAAAAACUCCUCGCAUAGAGCCUCUGCUUUGAAAUUUUUCAAGCGUUCAGCACACCACCAAGAAGAGGCGAGGCAGUGGCAGAUCAACCAGACAAAGCGAGAAAAGGCGGCCUUGAAGAUCCAAAUCCGACAGAAUCUGUCCCCGGUCGACCACAUUCCACCUUGGAAACGAAUUCUAAAGCAGCGAGUCCAAUCGACCGCCGAGUGGGUACUGCAUGAAGACGCAUUCCUUGAAUGGAAGGCUAGUCCAGAAUCAUCAAUCCUUUGGUGCUCUGGGACGAUGGGCAUGGGGAAGACUGUUCUGAUGUCUAAUGUGGUCUCUUUUCUACAUUCGGCACGACGUGAAAAUGAUUCUGUUGCGCAUUUCUUCUGUCAAGCAGACAAUCAGCCAUCUCUUUCGGCGCGAAACAUCGUCGGUAGCAUUUGUCGCCAGCUGCUUGAUUCGUUGAUUGAGGGCAGCAGUCACAAAGAUCUGCUCUCGAUUGAGCACGACUGUGAAGGUUUGGACACGAAUGAAACCAUACAAUUCCUCCUCUCGAAAAUGGUCAAGGAGCGGAUGUACUAUAUUGUCCUUGAUGGAAUAGACGAGUGUGAGAUGGCUCAGAUUCGAGAAAUGGCAAGGGCUUUGGAGAUGCUCUCCCAAGGAAAGUUGGGGACGUUGAAGAUUAUUUGUGCAGGUCGUCCGGGCCUUGAGGUGGAUUUGUUCAAGUGGCGCCGGCCACAGCAUCGCGUUGUGAUUGAUCAGGGGAAGCUCAACGUCGAUAUGGAACGAUACAUCGCUGCAACCCUAUAUGAUUGCUUGGAGGAUGGGGAGCUGGUCCUUCAAGAUAAGGAUAUCAUCACAACGAUCGCGGAUGCUUUACUGGAGGGCUCCCAUGGAAUGUUUCUUUGGGCAGGUCUAUGUAUCAGAGAUCUGUGUGAAAAGAACUGCGAUGAAGACAUACUUGAUGCGUUGAAGCACCUUCCGCGUGGUUUGGCUGAGCUUUUUGACUCAAAGAUUCGUCGAAUCCAGCAGGGAAAGGAUUCUCACCAUGCAAUAGACUUGCUCCAAUACUGCGGUGUGGUGAAGCGCCCACUGACCAUUGAAGAAUACCGGGAAGCUUUAAGCAUCUCCCUCGGCGAUAAGUCUCUGAACACAAAGCGGCUACCCAAUGAUAUGAAUCGAAUUGUCCGUGGAUGUUUCGGCUUGACAUUCAUUGAUGACGAAGAGCAUACAAUUCAUUACACCCAUCAUAGUGUCAAGGAACAUCUCUUCCACACUAAGAACAAGGAUCCCGCAAACCUUGACGCCAAAAAAGUCAAUGAGCACUUCGGCGUUUUGUGCAUGACGUAUCUGAAUUUCACCAAUUUCAGUCGUCAGGUAGUGAAGGCUGAGGAAGGACUCAUGAUUGAUCCUCUCCUUCUUGGCGCACUUUCUAUUUCCAGUAGAAAUAGAUGGAUACCGGAGGUGCAGUCAUCCUGA